UAGAAAUGAAAUAUGUUCAACAUUUUAUUUGUUUUCUACCAUUUUGUUGUAAGAUCUACUUUGAAAUCUAUCUGAUAAAUUAUGUGAUCGGCACCACAGACAUCACACUUAUUUACAUCGUCUCACAAAUAGACAAGUAUUUACCAGUUCCAAUUUUGUGUCUUUAGCACUAAUAUUAUAGUGAAUUAUCUAUCAUAAAAUAUAUAGGUCAGCAUAUUAUCCGUGUUCUUUAAUCGAUUUUGCACAUUAUUUAAAGUAUUAAGAGUGUUAUGAGUAUUUUUUAAUUUUUAGUGUAAGUAAGACCGAGACAAUACGUACUAUGUCCUCCUAAGACUUAAGUUUACAAAUCAUAAUACUCAUAUUUAUAGUUAGUAAUAGGGUCAGGAACUUGGGUAUAUUAUAUAUUUGAUAAAGAUUGAUUAAAGCCAUUAUGGCAUGAUAUAAAUAUAAUUAAUAUAUCAUUUAAUCUUUACUAUAAAUGUCAUUAGUCAUUUAUCAAAACAUUUAUAUUUGUUGAAAACUUAGAGUAGUAGCAGUACAUUACCUCAACAAAUUGAAAUUGACCAAAUACAUUCAGUUAAUUCUAUGGAUCAUUUUAAUAGAAUUCAAUCAGGUCCAAUAAAAUACAAUUCUUAGGACUUUUACUCAUACAAAAAUUUCAUUUUAUUUCAUAUAUUUUAUACUUACUAUUUAUAGAAGACAUUCAAACAGCUAAACAAAACACAAUUAUAGAGUUACUAAGUUCAAUUUAUAAAGAACAAAUACAGAGUCGGAUUAAGCAUGAUCAUUUGUUGUCUAAGCUUGAACAGGUAGAAAAGGCAGUAAACAAAAUAGGAGUGAUCAAUAAUAUUUCAACUGCAAUGCCUGAUUUUGAUAGCACUUUUAUGGCAAACUGGCCCAUGAAAAACGAGCAAAUGUUUCUAAAUGUUUCUAAAUGUUUAUUAGAGGAUUCGUUUGUUUCUUUAGUAGAAAAUUGGUUUAUGUCUAUUGGCGGAAAUUCAGUAAAAGACAAUUUGAAGAGAGUUCUUGUUAACAUUUUUAGUAAUGAGUUUGCCAUACAUUGUUCUUGGACGGGAAGAGGAAAAGAUGUUACUACCAAAUUAUGUGACUCCAAAAUUGUGAUUGUAUUAAAAAGGUGUAUAAAAAAUCAAAAAGAAUACAGUGAUGCUUUAUUUGAAUCGUGUUUGGCUGAUUGGUUCCGUUAUGCCACAACAAGACACAAGAGAUCGUUAGAUUGAUUAAACUUUUAUCUUUUUCACAAUUUAAUUUAAAUAAUAGGUUUUUUAUACAUAUUUAAUUUUAUAUAAAGUGUAAGAAGAUUUUACGUCCAAAUAAAUCAUUUCAUAAAAGUAUUAUGACUUAUAUAGCUUAUAAUAAUUAUCCGAUGUAAACCAUUUAUAUUUUGUUAGUACUUAUAAACAAAGGUGGGCUAGUUAAUGAAAACAAUCAACCUAAGUUAAUUCAACAUUUAGAAUGAUAGCUACAAAAUAGCUAAUAUGGAAAAAAAAUAUAAACUCAACUCAGUUUAAAAGAAG
Acyrthosiphon pisum (pea aphid) is the source of this 1535-nucleotide messenger RNA. RefSeq lists its product as uncharacterized. The coding region runs from base 861 to 1238 and encodes 125 amino acids. The transcript has 3 exons. Lineage: Eukaryota; Metazoa; Arthropoda; Insecta; Hemiptera; Aphididae. The record is from RefSeq and is a predicted model, not a curated record.